AUGUCUUUCUUUCGCGACUCUAACCGUUCUACCCCUCGUUCAGCUUCUACCCCUUCUCUACCUGAACGGCGCCCAGAAUACGUCUUGGAUGUAGAUCGCCACACAGUCACGGGCCGUCCUUUAAGCGUCUCCUUUGAGUACAUUAUCACCCCGCUCGAGAAAUCCCAGUUCGAUGACAACACCUUGUUACGUACCUUGGCAUCUAUCAUGCGCCACGAGAUCGUUCGGGCUGUCACCACCUGGCGUUCCGACUUGACGGUGGACCACAUCAAUGCUACAGCUAUGGGAUACAUGCAAGGGUCUACAUUGGAUGGCUCGCUCACCGUCAAUCAAGACCCCAUCCGUGUGGGUGCUCUUGACGUGGCUUACUUUAACAACUUUUUGAACAUCUUGGAAAACGUUUACCAAGCGGACGUGGGUAUAUCCGACAUUCAAUGGACUUACAUCUUGGACCCCAACGCAAUGAUCCACGGGAGUGGGGGGAAAUGUAUCAAACCUCCUUUUAAGAUGGAUACUGACAGGGGCGUCGGUCGUACGUGGCUCCAACAUACAUUGGAAGACGGCACACCUAUAAACUGUGCUGCGUACGCUCUACACAUGUUGUUGGAAUGGGAUCGUAAACACUACCGCAGUAAAGCAAACAUGCUCAGUUUCAAUCGUGGGGCGUACACUUUACAGCGCGAACUCGGUUUUGAUGAUGAAGUCACUCUUGAGCAAGUCGGCCGCAUCGUCGAACUCGAACGUUUUACAACGUACCGCCUCACUAUCCUGAUGAACAGCCACCACCAAAAGGUGUUUCGUCAGCAUACGUAUGCCGGUAAAGAUUUCGUUUUCGACCACGACGACAUUUCCAAAUGCCUCUACCUCGCUAUGGACGUGAACCAAACCCAUUUCGCUGCCGUCCGUUCUCCACAAGAGUUAUUACUAAAAAGUCGAAAUCAACGAAAUUACACGUUUUGUCACGCCUGUGUCGAGUUGUUCCUGCAAACUACCCCCCACUCCGCCUGUGUGGCGCCGCGCCCUAUCAAUACAGUCACUGCCGAUAUGCGCCCAACUAAACGCCCCAAGACGAUGAAAAAGUGUAGAGAAUGUGGAGAGUACGGCGAACACGAUUGUCCUAAUAAACGUUGUAAAGUGUGCCGUGUCCCAUACGCCAAGACAUCUCUUCAUCGGUGUAUCUUGUUGAAAGACCCUGAACGCCCAUCGUCCAUGGUGUUUGAAGGAUCGUCUGAAGAAAUCGACCAAGACCAAACAGUGGAAGAUUUCGUUUCCAGUGAAGCUGUCGAUGAAGACGAUUCCCCUAAAACUUACAAAUUAUGGGCCUACGACAUUGAAAGCCGGAUGCAGAUCGUUGAGGACAAAUACACGUUGGUGAUGGAAUCUGACGUAGACCAUCCCGAUCAUUUUGCUCGUCAUGACGAUGGAACAGUUGUGACACGGUGGGAAAAGAUUCAUCAACAUGUUCCGAACUUGGUCGUCUUCAAAAACGUUUUCGAGGGGGAGGUCGAAACAUACUUUGGCGACGAUUGCCUCAAACGGUUUUUGCGGCGCAUGUUUAGUGACAAUUCAGCGCGCCAUAUCAUCAUUGCUCACAAUGCCAGUGGGUACGAUUCACGAUUUCUCUAUGAAGAAGCGUGUAAAGAAUUCGGCCACGAUUCGCCCAUCAAACCCAUCAUGCGUGGAAACAAGAUCGUUCAUUUCACGUUAGGGUGGUGCACCUUCAUCGAUUCGAUGCUUCAUUUACAAGGAUCUCUCAAAAGUCUUGCUAUCGAUUUCCUCGGGGCCGAUUGUGGUAUGCGGAAAGGAUAUUUUCCCCAUUUAUUCAAUUCCAUCGAGAACUACAAUCAUACCGAAGGGAUUCCAGAUAAAAAAUAUUUUGAUUUACCCUACACUGUAUUGAAACAAGCCGAUUUGGAUGCUUUCAACACAUGGUACGACGCCCAACUCGGUAAACCUUGGAACUUUAUGGAGGAACUUGUUGCGUACUGUGUCAAUGAUGUUGAGAUCUUGGCGCGUGUCGUUGAACAGUAUCACACUAUCCUGAGUGGGAAAUUCGGGAUGAGCCCUUGGUUCAACCCGACGGCUCCAGGGUACAUCCACGAGGUGUCCGUACGCAAACUCUGCGCUGACAUUACACUACCUGACCCGAAAACAGACCAAGGGUUGUUCAUGCGCGAGAUUCAACGUUUGGCACAAACUGAGUUCUGGGCUGUGUUGACCUAUUCCGAGUACUGGUUCGCUCGUAAGGCUCUGCGAGGGGGUCGAACAGACGCAAGGAAAGUGUACCACCACAUCAGCGACGAAGACUGGAAUCGUGGUGUGAGGAUUCGAUAUGUGGAUAUUGUGUCCAUGUAUCCAUACGUCCAGGUGGCGAAUGACUACCCUGUGGGGUACCCUACCAUCCACGUAUAUGACGAUCGGUAUUUUCCGUGCUACGAACAUCCUGAAACCAUACCGUGUGAAGACUGUUCAAUCAACGUUAAACGACGCCGUGUAGAUCGUAAACUUGCCUUGGACUAUGCUCCGAAUGCAUCACCUUCCAUCGAUGUGUUGAUGGCUGAUGAAACGUUUUUCGGGUUUGUCGCUGCUAAAGUCAAGGUUCCUAACAUGUACCACCCGGUUCUACCUAUUUUCAACCCAGACACGGUCAAAUGUACAUUCCCCUGCGGCAUGGUCGAGGGUAUCUUCACAUCGGUGGAAUUCAAACGCGCCAUCGAAGUAGGUUGUGAAUUGGUAGAGCUGUACCGCUACGACCAGUACACCAAACGACCGAGUCUGUGGGGUCCCCUACUAAAAGAUUUGUUCGUUGAAAAAAUGGCGAGCUCAAAGAACACUCCUUCCCUCGCAGAGCAAGCCCGUCUGGUUGCAUCCUACGAACGGUCGUUCGGGAUGGGCGAGAUGGUGCAGGAGAGUUUUGAUAGGUGGAAGAACCAGCCGGCGUACAAAAAGACAUUCAAAAUCAUGUUGAAUUCUGCAUGGGGCAAACAUGCUGAGAACCCCAACUUACCUAUGGUGCAUGUGUUGGCCGAUGGACCUGUCGACGACGCCGAACGGGCUCUUUUCAACAAUAUUUCCACCAACAAUUACCAUUUCAAAGGGUACACCCGUAUUGGCUCACGGAGCGUGAUCAAGACGACUCGUAACACUGGCACUGUCCGCGUCAAUCUCCAUAAAGGCUACUUGCCUGCUGCUUGCUUUGUCCCUGCUUACGGUAGAUUGAUGUUACAUGAACACCUUCACAAGCUCGGUGAUCGUGUGUUGAUGCAUGAUACUGACUCGAUCGUUUACAUCUACGACCCAGAUGCAGACUACAAUAUCCCUGAAGGCGAUCUGUGGGGCGAAUGGGCCCGUGAAGAUCUAGACACCCAACAUGGGGGGAUCCGGACUGCUGUCUGUAUGGGGCCUAAAACAUACGGAUUGCGUGCGGCCGACGGCGAGACGGUCGUCAAAUGUAAGGGGCUUUCCAUCAAACGCGCCACAUCUGCCCUUGUCAAUUUCGAUAUCAUGGUCGAUCUUGUGCUGGAACAUCUUCAAGAUCCAGCGUCCGAGGCUUCUGUCGUUGGUGUGCCACAGUUCACGUUUGUGUACAAACCGGGCUCAGGGGUGUUCACAAAGUACUUUCUCAAGAAUUUUGCCUUUAAACCUAAAGACAUGAAAGGAACAUUGGAUGUGACUACGGGGCGUCUCUUUCCUAUAGGGUGGCAAGGGCCUAUGAUUAUUUAAACCUUUUCUGUACUUCUACACAGACAUGUUCAUUGUAAUCUUAGGGUGCGGUUCGUACCCCACCAAAUUCAACCGUUCC
Messenger RNA from Spizellomyces punctatus DAOM BR117, 3802 nucleotides. RefSeq lists its product as uncharacterized. The record is from RefSeq and is a predicted model, not a curated record. NCBI's taxonomy places the organism in Eukaryota, Fungi, Chytridiomycota, Chytridiomycetes, Spizellomycetales, Spizellomycetaceae. Gene Ontology annotation, molecular function: DNA binding; DNA-directed DNA polymerase activity; nucleotide binding. Gene Ontology annotation, biological process: DNA replication. The transcript has a single exon. The coding region runs from base 1 to 3723 and encodes 1240 amino acids.